AUGUUGCUACCAGCCCUACUCCUAUGGUUGCCGCUAGUUCUCCUCCGGAUGAGGGUAAUGGUCUCCAGGUUAACGGCGCCGAGGAUAGGUAACGACAUCGAGGACAGCGACAUCGAUAAUAGCGACACUAAAAGUAUCGACGCCGAAAAUAGCGACGCGGAGGACGAUGAUACGGACGAUAGCGACGACGAAGGGCAAGACACCCUCGGACUGGAGUCUGAAGAUGACGGUGUUUUCGACCCGGACGGAGACGAGGGAGGUCCAGAAGAUAGUACCUCUAACGAUGAGGACGACUUCGAGGCUGGAGUGGUCGAAACCAAGGGUAGCGAUACUGAAGAGCAAGAUGAAGUCGACAAUUCGACCACUCCUCAAAACGAUGAUCAGAUCUCUCCUCCUAGCGUCGAAACACCUCGUCUGGCUCGCCAACGCCUCCAAAACGCGCCAGGGACCUCGUUACCCUUUUGCUUCGGAACCCAUUCCAGCCGCCGGUUCUGCUUCGUAGGGCGAAGCGAACAGCGACAGUCUGGGCAGAGAAAACAUGAUGUGAUGUGA
This is a messenger RNA of Neurospora crassa OR74A, 552 nucleotides long. RefSeq lists its product as hypothetical. The transcript has a single exon. The record is from RefSeq and is a predicted model, not a curated record. The coding region runs from base 1 to 552 and encodes 183 amino acids. Lineage: Eukaryota; Fungi; Ascomycota; Sordariomycetes; Sordariales; Sordariaceae.